This is a messenger RNA of Exophiala viscosa, 1411 nucleotides long. RefSeq lists its product as uncharacterized. The record is from RefSeq and is a predicted model, not a curated record. NCBI's taxonomy places the organism in Eukaryota, Fungi, Ascomycota, Eurotiomycetes, Chaetothyriales, Herpotrichiellaceae. The transcript has 2 exons. The coding region runs from base 155 to 1213 and encodes 352 amino acids.
AGGGCAAUAUCAAUGGAGAAGGAGAACCUCAGCCUUGUCAAACUUGAUUUCUGUCCUUGGCAAGAAGAUUACUAAGCUGGCUCCCCUUCACAAAUCGAUCAAUGCAUGAGUGUCGCCUCAACAUCUCUUCCCAUGAACGUUGCCAUCAUAUGAUAUGCUACCUGGGAUCCAAGAGCUUGCCGAGAUGACGCGUCCGCCGCCGGCGAAGAAACCCAGGAUCACUCCUAGGAAGGACGCAGUGAAGCGCGCCACAAAUGAAGAUGUUUCGUCCGCUUCACAGUCUGACACGGAGCCAGUGAUUAUCGAGGAGAGGCAUACACCGCGCCAACAAGCCAGAUUCGAUCCCAGGACGUUGAGUAUGGAGGAACAAGUCAAGAUAUAUCGGACGUGGAGAAAAAACGGAUCCAUGCACGAAGACACAUGCUUCGUUUGCAGAAAGGGAUCAGGGUUAGCGAAUUGCAACACAUGCCGCCUCGCCUACCACAAGGCUUGUCUAGCAGCCGAUGCACGCACCUAUGAAGAUCAAGACCGAUGGUAUUGCCCCAUAUGUGUCUCUCGCAACUGGCAUAUCAUCCCACCUUCAACGCUUGCUUCACCAUCGAUAACACCAGUGGCCGCUUCGACAUCAGCUUCCGCGUUGAACCGUGGACCAAUCCCUCGGCCUCUCUCGGCAUAUGCGGAAGCACGAACUCCCUCGAGACCAUCAACGUCAAUGCCAGCGCUUUCUGCGUUACCCACAUCAGCAGCACUUCCAUCAUCACCAUCAAGAUCCGGAGCACAAACACUGGGCCAGGUGACGACACAACCCCGCAAGGGCGGUCGCUCACGGUAUUCUACAUUACGACCAGACGUCGAGUCAGCCAUAUCCACGAUCUACGGCGAACUGGAGCUGUCAAGGAGUCUGGGUGGAGAUGUUGAACGCCUACGAGGAGAACUUGAGGCUGCACGCCGCGAGAUCGAGGUUCUGAGGAAAGAACUUACAGUCACGCGCAGGGAAGCCGAGAUGGCACGCUUUUCAGCCGAGGCUUACGACCAAUUGUGGCAGGAGAAUGAAAUGUACAAAAAGAGAGACCAGGGUCCAAACUCGCUGCAAGAAAAAGUCGAAGAGCUGACAUCUGAUUUGAAUGCGGCAAGGGAGGCAAUCUCCACCAAAGACGCGAUGCUGGACGAGUGGAAGACCAAACUAAAAGGGCUCCUGGGAGAGGGGACGUGAAGAUCCAUUGCCAAUCGAACAGACUGCCAGAUCCAACGAAAUGUGUGAGAGUAAUUGCAAAGACGAUUGGUCACACCUCGGGGAAAGCAGGAUCUUGAUUAUCAAUCAAGGCAGCAGAGUCCACCGAUCGCACGAUUACCUGGCAGAACCGACCAACUGGAUCUGCUACACGGCACGGGAUUGGCUGACGGCUCUGAU